Molecule: messenger RNA, 1461 nt
Organism: Rubroshorea leprosula
Lineage: Eukaryota; Viridiplantae; Streptophyta; Magnoliopsida; Malvales; Dipterocarpaceae
Source: the annotation of a GenBank genome assembly
AUACAGCGGCAGCACCCACCAUCUCCCAAUCGGCGGCUGCAUUCAGUUCCCUCUCCCUCUCCACUUCCGGCCUAUUUAAAAUCCCAUCUUCCCCAAUGCUCUCUCAACCCCAAUCCCUUUCCCUCGCCAAAUUCCUUCCUUUCUCCCCCUCUCCCUCGCUUUCCUUCCGUUUCUCUCCUGCUCCGAACAACUGUUUCCUCUCAUUCCCUCUCCUUAAACAACCUCCGAUUUCUCUCCGAUCAAAAACUAUGAUUUCCAACUCCAUGCCCUCUAACCAUGCCGAUUCCCUUCAAUUAGCCUUGAACGAUGACCAGCUCGAUCGUUUUGCUGAGGUUGGGAACAAGCUCGCUGAUGCAGCCGGCGAAGUGAUUCGCAAGUACUUCAGAAAGAAAGUCGAGAUUCUCGAUAAAGAAGAUUUGAGUCCUGUAACAAUAGCAGAUCAAGCAGCUGAGGAAGCUAUGGUUUCAAUUAUAUUGGAGAGCUUUCCUUCUCAUGCAAUUUUUGGAGAGGAAAAUGGAUGGAGGUGUAAAGACAAGUUUGCAGACUAUGUUUGGGUUUUAGAUCCAAUAGAUGGGACAAAGAGUUUUAUCACUGGAAAACCAUUGUUUGGUACUCUAAUUGCUCUCCUGUACAGAGGUAAACCAAUUCUUGGCAUUAUUGAUCAGCCUGUCCUGGGAGAAAGAUGGAUUGGGAUAAGUGGAAGGAAAACUACAUUGAAUGGAGAGGAAGUGAUUACACGCAGUUGUGCAAAACUAUCACAAGCAUAUUUGUAUGUUUUUCUUGUCUUUGACUAUGUUUUCAUAGGGAAGAGGGAGGGAGAGUGGCUUGGUUGCGAGUAAGGGAUUCUUGCAGGUACACAACUAGUCCACACCUGUUCAGAGGAGAUGCUGAGGAGGCAUUUGCUCGGGUUAGAAGUAAGGUGAAGGUGCCAUUAUAUGGCUGCGACUGCUAUGCUUAUGCCCUUCUGGCUUCUGGUUUCGUGGAUCUUGUAGUUGAGUCUGGUCUCAAGCCAUACGAUUUCCUUUCACUUGUACCUGUGAUAGAGGGAGCUGGUGGUAUUAUAACUGACUGGCAAGGACAUCAGCUUUCCUGGGAAGCAUCUCCAGAUUCACGAGCAACAAGCUUUAAUAUAGUGGCAGCGGGGGACAAACAAAUUCACCAACAAGCUCUAGAUACCCUAGAAUGGCAGUGAAGAUUUAUGCACUGAAUUCAAAGUUCUGAAAAUAUCUUCUGCUCCUUGAAUCCUCCUUCAGGCCUUACUUGAAAUCAAGUAACAGAGACUUGAUAAGUGCUCAAAUUAAUUUAUCAUUCUUCCUAAGUUGUAUAUCAACAGAAAGUUGCAGGAGAAUCCUUAUGUAAUAAAUGUACUACUUUUAUCCUUCAAGACAUUCCAAACAAUAUCUAAUUAGCUUAGUUAAAGCUUUUAUAGAAGUGUUGUUUGAAUAUAGCAUUUUUCUUCGU